Molecule: messenger RNA, 5659 nt
Organism: Calidris pugnax (ruff)
Lineage: Eukaryota; Metazoa; Chordata; Aves; Charadriiformes; Scolopacidae
Gene: PLCB4
Product: phospholipase C beta 4
Exons: 39
Coding region: 141-3761 (1206 amino acids)
Biological process (GO): lipid metabolic process; phosphatidylinositol-mediated signaling
Molecular function (GO): phosphatidylinositol-4,5-bisphosphate phospholipase C activity; calcium ion binding
Source: RefSeq, a predicted model, not a curated record
GGAAGAUAUUCUCUACAAUGGAAAUUUCUACAGAGUAACUUCUGAUUUUUAAAAGAAGGAAGAGUUUCCCAGCACAUCAAUCUAAUUAGACGACUGUUUAUCCAUCCAGUCCAGAACUGCUUUGUUUUUCUUCUAUAAUCAUGGCAAAACCUUAUGAAUUUAACUGGCAGAAGCCAGUUCCCUCUUUUAUGCAAGAUGGAGCUGUGUUUGAUAGAUAUGAAGAGGAAUCUUUUGUCUUUGAAAGCAACUGUCUCUUCCAAGUGGAUGAAUUUGGCUUUUUUCUGAGCUGGAAAAGUGAAGGAAAGGAAGGACAGGUAUUAGAAUGCUCCCUGAUCAACAGUGUUCGUUUUGGAGCUGUACCAAAGGAUCCCAAAAUACUAACUGCACUUGAGGCUGUUGGAAAAUCUGAAAAUGAGUUGGAAGGACGAAUAGUGUGUGUCUGCAGUGGCACGGAUCUGGUGAACAUCAGCUUCACUUUCAUGGUGGCGGAAAACACAGAAAUAGCCAAGCAAUGGGUAGAAGGGCUUGGAUCCAUCAUCCAUAACUUUAGAGCUAACAAUGUGAGUCCAAUGACAUGUCUCAAGAAACACUGGAUGAAGUUGGCCUUUCUAACAAACACAAAUGGGAAAAUUCCAGUUCGGAGCAUUACCAGAACCUUUGCAUCAGGUAAAACAGAAAAAGUGAUCUUUCAGGCACUUAAGGAAUUAGGUCUUCCCAGUGGAAAGAAUGAUGAAAUUGAGCCUGCAGCGUUUACUUAUGAGAAAUUUUAUGAGCUCACCCAAAAGAUAUGUCCCCGAACUGAUAUAGAGGACCUCUUUAAGAAGAUCAAUGGAGACAAAACUGAUUAUUUAACGGUAGACCAAUUAGUGAGCUUUCUAAAUGAACAUCAACGAGAUCCUCGGCUCAAUGAAAUUUUAUUUCCCUUUUAUGACACAAAAAGAGCAAUGCAGAUAAUUGAGACAUAUGAGCCAGAUGAAGACUUGAAGAGUAAAGGUGUCAUAUCAAGUGAUGGGUUUUGCAGAUACUUGAUGUCAGAUGAAAACGCCCCAGUUUUCCUAGACCGUUUGGAAUUAUAUCAAGAAAUGGACCAUCCUUUGGCUCAUUAUUUCAUCAGUUCCUCUCACAAUACGUAUCUAACAGGCAGGCAGUUUGGGGGCAAGUCUUCAGUGGAGAUGUACAGACAAGUGCUUUUGGCUGGAUGCAGGUGUGUGGAGCUGGACUGUUGGGAUGGCAAAGGUGAAGAUCAAGAACCAAUAAUAACACAUGGAAAAGCAAUGUGUACAGAUAUUCUUUUCAAGGAUGUCAUUCAAGCCAUUAAGGAAACAGCAUUUGUUACAUCAGAGUAUCCUGUCAUUCUUUCAUUUGAAAAUCACUGCAGUAAAUAUCAACAGUACAAGAUGUCAAAAUACUGUGAAGAUCUUUUUGGAGAUCUCCUUUUGAAGCAGCCUCUAGAAACACAUCCACUUGAUCCAGGUAAAGCCUUACCUUCUCCUAAUGAUCUCAAAAGAAAGAUUCUCAUAAAGAAUAAAAGGCUGAAGCCUGAAGUAGAAAAAAAACAGCUUGAUGCUCUGAAAAAGAUGAUGGAGGCUGGGGAAACUGCUGCUCCUGUAAAUAUCCUAGAGGAUGAUAAUGAAGAAGAAAUAGAAAGUGCUGACCAAGAAGAAGAAGCUCAUCCAGAGUACAAAUUUGGAAGUGACCUUACUGUAGAUGAUUACAGUCAAAAAGAAGCUGUUGCCAUCAGUGUCAAAAAGGCUGUUGAAGAUUCUGAACAAGAAAACAAUAAAAAGGGUUUAGUAACUGUUGAAGAUGAACAAGCGUGGAUGGCAUCUUACAAAUAUGUAGGUGCCACAACCAAUAUACAUCCAUAUUUAUCAACAAUGGUCAACUAUGCUCAACCUGUAAAAUUUCAAGGUUUCGAUGUAGCAGAAGAACGUAAUAUUCAUCAUAAUAUGUCCUCUUUCAAUGAAUCAGUCGGACUAGGGUAUUUGAAGACCCACGCCAUUGAGUUUGUGAAUUAUAAUAAGCGACAAAUGAGUCGGAUAUACCCAAAGGGAGGCCGAGUGGAUUCCAGUAAUUACAUGCCUCAAAUUUUCUGGAACGCUGGCUGCCAGAUGGUCUCACUGAACUAUCAGACCCCAGAUUUAGCAAUGCAGUUGAAUCAAGGAAAAUUUGAAUAUAAUGGAUCAUGCGGGUAUCUACUUAAACCAGAUUUCAUGCGACGACCUGAUAGAACAUUUGACCCUUUCUCUGAAACUCCUGUAGAUGGUGUAAUUGCUGCAACAUGUUCUGUACAGGUAAUAUCUGGUCAGUUCUUAUCAGACAAAAAAAUUGGUACGUAUGUAGAAGUGGAUAUGUAUGGUUUACCCACGGACACAAUACGUAAAGAAUUUCGAACACGCAUGGUGAUGAACAAUGGUCUGAAUCCUGUUUACAAUGAAGAAUCGUUUGUAUUUCGAAAGGUUAUUCUCCCUGAUCUUGCUGUCCUGAGAAUAGCAGUGUAUGAUGACAAUAAUAAGUUGAUUGGUCAGAGGAUCCUGCCUCUGGAUGGUCUGCAAGCAGGUUACAGACAUAUUUCCCUUCGGAAUGAGGGCAACAAACCACUGUCUCUUCCAACGGUUUUCUGCAACAUUGUGCUUAAAACAUAUGUGCCUGAUGGUUUUGGAGAUAUUGUGGAUGCUUUAUCAGAUCCAAAGAAAUUUUUGUCUAUCACAGAAAAAAGAGCAGACCAAAUGAGAGCUAUGGGUAUCGAAACUAGUGAUAUAGCUGAUGUACCAAAUGACACUUCAAAGAAUGAUAGAAAAGGAAAAGCCAAUAAUGCCAAAGCCAACGUAACACCUCAGAGCAGCUCUGAACUUCGACCAAGUACCACCGCGGGCUGUGGAUCUGGCACCGACGCUAAGAAAGGUAUAGACCUUAUUCCUCAAGUGAAAAUAGAAGAUUUAAAGCAAAUGAAGGCUUAUAUAAAGCAUUUAAAGAAACAGCAGAAAGAACUCAAUGCCUUAAAGAAGAAACAUGCAAAGGAGCACAGCGCUAUGCAGAAGUUGCACUGCACACAAAUUGACAAAAUAGUGGCACAAUAUGAUAAAGAAAAGGGAUCAUACGAGAAAAUGUUAGAGAAGGCAAUCAAGAAGAAGGGAGGAAGUAACUGUCUUGAAUUGAAGAAAGAAACGGAAAUUAAAAUUCAAACACUAACAUCAGAUCACAAAUCUAAGGUCAAAGAGAUUGUGGCACAGCACACUAAGGAGUGGUCCGAGAUGAUCAAUACGCACAGUGCUGAAGAGCAAGAGAUCCGUGAUUUACACUUGAACCAACAGUGUGAACUACUGAAGAAACUGCUGAUUAAUGCUCAUGAACAACAAACGCAGCAGCUAAAGUUUUCACAUGACAGGGAAAGCAAGGAAAUGCGUGCCAACCAGGCUAAAAUAUCUAUGGAGAACAGCAAAGCCAUAAGCCAAGACAAAUCUAUCAAAAAUAAAGCAGAGAGAGAGAGGCGAGUCAGAGAACUGAACAGCAGCAACACAAAAAAGUUCUUGGAAGAGAGAAAAAGGCUGGCAAUGAAGCAGUCAAAAGAAAUGGAUCAGUUGAAAAAAGUUCAACUUGAGCAUUUAGAAGUCUUGGAGAAGCAGAAUGAACAGCUUUUGAAAUCCUGUCAUGCAGUGUCUCAAACACAAGGCAAAGGAGAUGCAGCAGAUGGUGAAGCUGGAAGCAGAGAUGGAUCGCAGGCCAGCAACAGUGGUCUAAAGCCUCAACAAACAAAUUGAAUUUGGAGAACACAGGAUCCUUAAAAUGAGAGCAAAAUUCACAAUAAUGUUGCUGAGGUUUAAAAGUUGGGGGGGGGGGGGGGGGGUUUUUUUUUGGUGGGGGGGCGGCUGUUGGUUUUUUUGUUUUUAAUGUAUAAAGUGUAGCUAUGGACCACCAAGUCUUAAGGUUUGCAUUAUUUCUUUUUUAACACUGGGCACUGAAUUUCCUUUGUUCAGAAAACCACUAAUCAGAUGAUGAAGACAGUUUUUAAACCCAGUCCUGUAUUUCUUUCUGUAACUCAACAGGCAGCUUGCCUGCCUCAGAAUUACACAAUCAGAACCUUGAAACACAACAGAUAUUUUUAACAUCAUCUCAAAUGGCAACAAAACUGUAAUGAAGUCGUGCUAUUUUCCAUUUGUGUUCUUAUGUGUGAUAUGUGUUCUUAUCCAUCCACGCAGUGGAUGCCCCAUCCCCGGAGGUGUUCAAGGCCAGGCUGGAUGGGGCUUUGGGCAACCUGGUCUAGUGGGAGGUGUCCCUGCACAGGGCAGGGGGGUUGGAACUAGGUGAUCUUUAAGGUCCCUUUCAACCCAAACCAUUCUAUGAUUCUAUGUUGUGUAGAACCCUCAUGCUGCCAGAUCCCGACAAGCAACAACUCGUUCAGAUGCUCAGCACCUGAUGCCAUGAAGCCCACUGAACUGGAUCUUCUGCUAAGUCAGCGUAAUAAUCAGUAUAGUAAGGAGUUGUUUGGGUAAUUUUAAAUUACAUUUCAAAGUAUUUUUCAGGCAGCAGGCAGUAGUUAGUUGAAAGUUAACUGUGUAUAUUCAAACGUACAAUAUGUACAAAGUCAUCGGCCAAGUUCAUCAACUGUAACAGUAACUUGACAGGAUUAUUUCUGCAGUCCAGUGAUGCCAUUCACAAGUGCCAUAUCAACUCUUAUGUCCGAAAGAAACCGGUAUCCUGUAAAAGUUACUGCAAUGGUUGGCAUGAGGGAAAUACAGUGUAUUUGUGCCAAAACUGAUCAGUGCUCUAAGGAAUUAUGUAUUAGGCACUUUAAGAAAAGUUUACAUCCUACAUUGCUUGUAUAGAAAUUGCAUUUUCAUCCUGUUGCUGCAGAUCCCAGAUACUACCGUUCAUUGUAACUUAAAGAUUGUUUAAAUGGCUUUUGGCAAAAAGUUUGUAACUGUGAAAAUGUAAAAAGUAUUUAUACACUUCAGAAUCACAACAUUGUAGAAAAUGACAUACAUGUUGCCACGUGAUAAAAUUAGUAAGCAGAAAUGCUAAGAGUAUGUUUGCAUGUGAUACAAAAGCUAUUAAGACUGUAAUGCCUACUAUAUGACCACAGUCAUUCUACUAGCUGGUAAAUACUGAAUAAAUGUAUGGCACAGAAUAUUGUUUGAUUAAUUACAAAGACUUUUAGCAUAACGAGGUCUCUAUAUAUAUGUGUGUAUAUUAAUUACGUGGGCAUUCUUGAUACUUGUAGUAAAAGAAAAGUACAUAACUAAUUUAAUUUUACACAAAAGUAUUUAUGCAGAUUUUCAGAAUUUCAUAUCAGGAAUAACCUUUUUAUGUCCAUUAGAUAUAAAAACAAUUUGCUAAUGUGUUAAUUUGCAUGUUUCCAGCGCUUGCUGUAGUUAUAUUGCGAAACAAUGCAUGUAAGCAUUCUGCUUGGAAUUUGUCCAUGCUGCCAAUUCAAAGAUGACUGCAUGGAAAACUGGUAGUUUAGAACAAAUCAGAUUCCUGAUUUCAAUGUACUAAGCACCAAUUACUUUAUUGUAUAUGCUUGUACAAACAAAUUCUACAUAUUCCUAUAAACAAGAUAAAUGAAAAGAGAUAAUUAUGUUAUUGUCAGUCCUGAGAUGAAACUUUCAACUUCUCUAAUAAAAAUCUUAAAAAUUCAAAACCUUUAGUUUUGACUGUA